Messenger RNA from Lactuca virosa, 1550 nucleotides. NCBI's taxonomy places the organism in Eukaryota, Viridiplantae, Streptophyta, Magnoliopsida, Asterales, Asteraceae. The record is from the annotation of a GenBank genome assembly.
AGGGACAACAGAAAGCAAAAUCGUUUUCCCUCCUUUACACGGUCUUCUUCCGUUCUUCGGCACCGCAUCCAUCACGCUCAAUGCUUCACGGUGCCUUCACCGGCUCCGGUUCAGUUUCGCUUUCCGGUAGACGUAAUCACAGCUCGUUUUACAGAUAUGAUCAUAUUUCUCUUCCAUUUCAUUCGGAAUCGUCGAUAGCUUUUUACUCAACUGAUCGUUUGUCGCCUUCAUUAUGUUGCUCGCAUUCAUCAUGGAAGCCAGGGGGUUGGACUUUGACUCGUUCACCGGUUAUAAAGCGUGAAUCAUCUGAUGGUUUUGAAGUCAAAGCGACGUCCGUUCCUGAUAACGCCGAUGAAAGUGAUGCGGCGGCUGUGGCGAAAUCGAAAAUGGCGGAAACGCUAGUGCUUGGAUUGUUGUUCGGAGUCUGGUACCUUUUCAAUAUCUAUUUCAACAUCUAUAAUAAACAGGUUCUUGAGGUUUUCCCAAAUCCAGUAACUUUGACUGCAGUUCAGCUUGCUGUUGGGACUACCAUUAUAUUUUUGACAUGGGCAUUAAAUCUUCAUAAAUGGCCGAAUAUCAGUCGUACACAGCUUGUAGCAAUCCUGCCAUUGGCUGUAAUGCACACAUUAGGUAAUUUUUCAACCAACAUGAGUCUUGGAAAAGUUUCUGUUUCAUUUACUCACACAAUCAAAGCAAUGGAGCCUUUUUUCACGGUUAUACUAUCUACUAUGUUUCUAGGAGAGAUACCAACAGCAUGGGUAAUGAGCUCCCUUGUACCUAUUGUUGGGGGAGUGAUACUUGCAUCUCUCACCGAGGUGUCAUUCAAUUGGCCUGGAUUUUGGAGUGCAAUGGCAUCCAAUUUGGCAAAUCAAUCACGCAAUGUCCUGAGCAAAAAAGUUAUGGUUCAGAAAGAGGAACCAUUGGACAACAUUACCCUCUUCUCAAUCAUAACAGUUAUGUCUUUCUUCUUGUUUACCCCUGUUGCCUUACUCGUUGAAGGAGUCAAAUUUACCCCUUCUUACCUACAAUCCGCUGGGCUAAACCUCAAACAUGUGUACAUUAGGUCUCUCCUUGCUUCAAUCUGCUUCCAUGCUUAUCAGCAGGUUGCUUACAUGAUACUGCAAAGAGUAUCUCCAGUUACACAUUCUGUAGGCAACUGUGUGAAGCGAGUGGUGGUCAUCGUAUCCUCUAUCUUCUUCUUCCGCACACCGGUCUCAUUUAUCAACUCCAUAGGGACUGGAAUUGCCCUUGCCGGAGUAUUCCUAUACUCACAGGUGAAACGCAUCAAGCCCAAAACCGCAUAAACUUGUUACUUGUGUUUACAAUAAAAUUUGAAAUCUUUUGGUAAUAGAUUCCACUACAUUGUUGUUAAAAAGACAACAAUACCCUUGGUAGAUAUUCUGAGUAAAAAAACUUCAUUUGCAACUGUUUUAGUUUAUUUGAAGGUUAUUAGUGAUACUGAUGUUGAAGCACAAUGUUAUAGCUUUUUAAGCAAUAGAAAUUUCGAGGAUCUCCAAUUGAUUCAAUAUGAAUGAUUACAAGACUAUGUA